AUGGUCUUACUGAAAAUAAAAAAGUUUUUGCUUCUCAUAUCAUUGGUGAAUACAAUCGAGGCUUAUAGCAAUGAUACAACGUACCCGUCCUUAUAUAGCAGGAGAACGGAUAUUGCGCCUUCGUAUUCAACAAGUGCGAUAUACAAUACCGUAUCUAACAGCGAUGACAGUGCAUUAAGAUCAAGCCCUGAAACAACCGCAUUGGCUGGCCAAUAUAGUGACAGCGGAAGGGUAUCAAUAAAUGAAAGAAAAAGCACUGAUGCGUCCAACGAACAUACCACUACUACAGCCACAGCAAGAAAUUCUGAUUCUAUGCUAACAAUGGGAAAGCUCACAGAAAUGGUGACACCUAGUAGUAGUAUGGUUCCCUCGUCUGUACAAUUCUAUAAUGAAAGAUCAUCUGCUUUACAAACUUCUAAUGACAAUUCGAAGUCAGGAUCAAGGUCAAAAGAUGCAACAAUACCCUUCGAAUCUUCAAAUGGUAUGAAGAAAUCCACGUCAGAUGGUACAGCAGUACCGAGAGGCAUAACUUCAACAACAACCACAACUCCCUCGCUUUCCAAAGACGAAAGCAGGCCACCUGAAACUUCCGGUGUUAUCAACAUAGCGAGUACCGUACAUGUAGCGUCAAAAGUUUUGCAGCUUUUCAGCGCAACGCCAAUCACAACAACAGACGGUUCAAAUCAUGAAGCAACAGGAAAUCAUCUUAUUAGCACAAAAUUAUCUACAGCUUCGAUUGAGGAGUAUACCAUAGAUGAAUCAGAUUUUUCUGAUUACUAUGGUUCAAGUGUCAACGACUAUUUUGCCCAGGAAUUGAUUGUGGAUUUAUCAUCUACUCCUUUCACCACGAAAGCAUCUUCAGUGACCAGCCAAAAUCCAGACGUGGAAUAUUCGAAGUUAGCGACAGACCUUAGAGUCAGUAGUACAUCAUUUGCUGAAACUGCAAGUUCUAAGACAGUUUCAUCCUCCUAUACUCAUUUGUCCUCUACUUAUGCGUCUUCUCCUGUCCUCAUCUCUUCCAUCUAUACAUCCUCCCCAUAUGGAUCAGCUUUAUCACCAACAACUCCUGCCCUCAUAUCUUCUACGUACACAUCCUCGCCAUCUAGUCCUGCCCUCAUAUCUUCUACGCACACAUCCUCUCCAUAUGGGUUCGCCUCCUCCCCAUCUAGUCCUGCCCUCAUAUCUUCUACGUACACAUCCUCUCCAUAUGGACCCGUUUCGUCCCCAUCUAGACCUGGCCUCAUGUCUUCUACGUACACAUCCUCCAAAUAUGGGUUCGCUUCCUCACCAUCUAGUCCUGCCCUCAUAUCUUCUACGUACACAUCCUCUCCAUAUGGACCCGUUUCCUCCCCAUCUAGUCCUGCCCUCAUAUCUUUUACGCACACAUCCUCUUCACAUGGGUUCGCCUCCUCCCCAUCUAGUCCUGCCCUCAUAUCUUCUAUUCAUACGUCGUCUCCAUAUGUAUUUGCUUCAUCAAUAACCACUCCUGCUCUCUCACCUUCCGCUUACACGUCAUCUCCACAUGUAUCGGCUCCAUCAUCAACCGCUCCUGUCAUCGCCUCUUCCGCUUACACGUCCUCUCUGUAUGGACUCGCUCCCGAAUUUUCCUCAAAACAGUUUUUAUCAACAUCUGAUGGCGUAACACCAGUAAUUUCAGUACAUAUUAUGUCGUCUGGGCCUACUAAUUCGUUACAACAGAACUCCAUGGAAACUCAAAAAUCCCAUCCCACUUCCACAGGCUCAUCAUUAAAUUCAGACGCAUAUUCAAAUACCAUUACUGUCAUUAGCAUACGUUUUUCUUCAUCGAAUCCUGCUGGGACUUCUGCACCGAUUUCAUCCACCAAAAUAAACCCAUCAUACGCGGACGAGCCAGUUGAAAGUAAUACGCCUCAGAGGCAGCUUUUAACUAGUGCGAGAACCUCUUAUGAUGUAGAGAGUCAGAAUAUCGAAAGCAGUAGCACAUUCACAAUAAAAUCAAACUUCCCAUAUGUGUCCUCUACAGAGACACCAGAUAAUGAGGACAUUUCGAUAACUCAUGAAAAGACCACUACAGUUUCAAGUAACGUACACGUGUAUUCUUUGUCAGAUUUAAGAUCCCGUCAUUCAAUAACUGAAGUAUCAUCUGAUAUUUUCGACUCAUCAAGAAGCUCAGGGUCAUAUUCCACUUCAUUCGGCAACUCUUUCUCCACAAUAUCCUCGAUAAAGUAUUCGAAAGAGACAGAAUUACCCAGUAUAUCGAUUUCAAUUACAGAAGAAAGGCUUUCGAGUUUAAAAAAGACAUCACAGCCCAAUAAUCUGUCAGAGAAAUCCACAACGAAAAGAACACUAAGUUCUUCACAAGGUACUCAUACUCUAUCCAUUCCAUCAGGUUCCAUGAACUCGAAAGUCAGUUCUACAGAUUCAUUUGAUAAGACAUCGAAAAUGAUAAUCUACAGUCGUCUUGAAACACCUAGUUUGAUCACCGAAAGAACACAUUACAUUAGUUUAUCUAAAUCCAGUGAAUCAAAAUCUGGUCCAUCUACGAGAGCCUCACUUGGCUCGGUCGUAACUGCCCUACAAACUCAGACGAUCACUGGUUCAGAUUCCGUAAUUCCUGUUUCAUUUACACACCCCACAACCCCGUACACAUAUUCAAAUGAUUAUGCGUGGUUACCUACCACUAUUAUUGUAGAGCCAUCCCAAACAGGUUCUUCUACAGCACCAUUCAAUCCAUCAAUUACCGGAUCGCUUCCUAGUCUGAUUGAACCGGCCGUGGCCGUUUCUGAGCCUGCUAAUCACACUUUGAUUACCGUUGGAUUCACAGCUGGUUUGAACUAUGAAUUUUUGGUUCAAAAUCCAUUAUCUUCGGCUCAAAUUUUCAACUUUUUACCACUUGUUUUAGGAUAUCCCUUUUCAAAUACCCGAUUGGAAGUACAGAGCAGUACGCAGGGAUUGUCCAGUUUUGUUCUUUCAUAUCAAUCUGGAACGAGUACAACCACUCUUUCUCCUAAAUCCGUGUCAUCAUUAUCAAUUGUUAAAAAAAAAAAGAAAGGAGAGAAAAGAAAUGCUACUGCGUCAACCGCGGAUCUGUAUCUGCCAUCAAUUGAGACCUCUUCGAUAGUGGUGAAGCAAAUUGUACCCAUGGUAAAUUCCUCAAAAGCAUAUGUUAUAGCAGUAGCAGAGGUGUAUUUUCCAACAGAAGCUAUAUCAUAUCUUCAGAAACUAAUCCUUGAUGCUAGUUCACCUAUAUAUAACAAUCCUCAAACCCCGCUGCGAACUUUAGCUGGUCUAAUAGAUAGCAGGAUUCCAUUAGGGGGUUUAACUGUGUAUGGUGCUGAGGAUGGGAGUUACAUUUCUGGUUUAUCAUCGAGCGUCGCAGAUUCCUCAAAAGAAAAUCCAGCAGGGAAAGUGGGAACUAGCAAGUACGGUGCUUUAGACGAUUUUAUCAACUCAUUGACAGAUUAUAGCCCUGCAGGGUGCUAUGCCUUAAGAAUUAUCGUGAUCCUCAUUAUUUUGACAGCUGCUGUACUUCUGUGGUUAUUGCUUGUAUUUCUUGCUUUCCGUUACAGAAAUGAAUUAUUGAGAAGACGUCCGAGAAAUUGCAUUGAGAAAAGUUUUGGUAAUGAGAGUAAGCUUCAAAACGUUGCAAUAUCCCGUUCAUCUUCUGACAACCAAACGUAUAACGAAAAGACGUCAAAAACUGAAAAUAAAAGCAUCCACUCAAUCGUAGGCGAUCAUUAUAUUGUUACUGGUGAAAACACAAUUUACAGCACUACUCACGGAUUACAUUAUACUAUGAACGAUGAUGGUGACUUAUUCUACAGAGAAGCAGUGCCCAAUGACCUUAACCAAUUAAAUGGAGGUGAAGAUUUAGAGAUAGAUGUUAUCGUAAGAGAAUGUGUAUAUGACAAAGAUCAAGAUACAACGGAAGCUUACUUGAACGACGGAGAGUCGGUUUCGAGCAUCCUAGACGUUGAUGAGAAUGGUAACAUAAGGUUACAUGACAGUUAUUCCGACGACGGAGAAUCAAACAGGUAUCAUUUGCAAGACGAAGUUAUUGAUGACUAUAAUAAUAGUCAUUUAUACAAAAUUCAACUCCAUGGAUUAGGUACCAGAUCAUGUACUACAGAUGAUCCAGAUACCGUAAACUUGGUUACAAAUGUCUUCUCUUCAGGUAGCCAAACGUUUCUACCAAGCACCGCUUACACUACUCCUCUCCAUACAAAUUCAAUUAAAUUUCACACACUGCAUCACGCGGAAUCUUCAUUACAAGAACCAAAUCAGGCUUUCUUCUCCGCCGCGGAAGAGCUGAAAAUAGACGACAUUGAUGACAACGGUAGUGUUUCUGACGUCCAAGUCGAGGAAUUGGAUGCCUUAGAUGAGGAGCUUUACAAAAGAAUGUCAAAGGUCGUAAAACAACAGAACCAAUAA
Saccharomyces kudriavzevii IFO 1802 is the source of this 4410-nucleotide messenger RNA. RefSeq names its product Hkr1p (gene HKR1). Bases 1 to 4410 code for a protein of 1469 amino acids. Gene Ontology annotation, biological process: signal transduction involved in filamentous growth; osmosensory signaling pathway via Sho1 osmosensor; hyperosmotic response. Lineage: Eukaryota; Fungi; Ascomycota; Saccharomycetes; Saccharomycetales; Saccharomycetaceae. The record is from RefSeq and is a predicted model, not a curated record. Gene Ontology annotation, molecular function: osmosensor activity. The transcript has a single exon. Gene Ontology annotation, cellular component: cell surface; extracellular region; plasma membrane.